This is a messenger RNA of Coregonus sp. 'balchen', 18675 nucleotides long. The record is from the annotation of a GenBank genome assembly. NCBI's taxonomy places the organism in Eukaryota, Metazoa, Chordata, Actinopteri, Salmoniformes, Salmonidae.
CAGCCUCAUAGUGCUCCGUUCAGCUCGGAGAAUGAAGCGCAGGGAGGGGACUCUGCGGGAUGGCAGUGCAUCACCCCAUCUACCUCACCCUCGGGGGAGACGCUGUCCCACCCCUCUGCGCAGCCCCCCUCUCGACCGUCCUCACGGCCCGAGAGCCAAACACCCUCGCGGUCCCUGAGUGAAACCAAAAAGAGGUCCCACUCCAACAAACCCGCACACAUGAGGAGGAACAUCAGGUAUGACCUCUGACCCCUUACAACAUCCAAACUUGCAUAUAUAGAGAGCAUCUAAUAUAGGCCCUUAACCAACUUCAAAGAUACAAUGAACAGCAAUAUUCAACCAUUAAUUCCCUAACUUGUGAUCUUAAUCAUCUAUACAUACAGCACAUGUAUGAAUGAAGCCUUUAAGUAGAAGAUCUCUGUAUUACUCAGUCUGGCAAGAAGUCAACCAUGCUGCCAUGAGUGGGAUUAUUUCCCCAGUGUUUAUUACAUUAUUACAGCUCUCUCUCACACACAGACAGAUACACACAUACGGCGAUAAACAGACGUGCACACAAAUACACACUAAACCAGCGUUUCCCAAACUCUGUCCUCAGGACCCCAAGGGGUGCACAUUUUGGUUUUUUGCCCUAACACUACACAGCUGAUUCAAAGCUUGAUGAAUAGUUGAUUAUUUGAAUCAGCUGUGUAGUGCUAUGGCAAAAACCAAAACGUGCACCCCUUGGGGUCCCGAGGACCGAGUUUGGGAAACCCUGCACUAAAUACAUACAGCAUUAGUAAUGUACUGUAUAUCCCCAUGCGAUCUGGCAUGCUCUAGUCAGUCUGUUGGCCCUAUAACAGAGAUGGAUGCCUGAGGCCUGUUCUGAUAUCUCUACUCUCCCUCUCCACUUCUCUCUCGCUUUCGCUCUCGCUCGCUCUCUCGCUCUCUCUUUCUCUCUGUGAUGUAGAAAGCUAUUGAGGGAGCACCAGUUGGAGGUGGUGACCAAAGCUGCCCAGCAGGAGGAGCUGGAGAGGCGGGAGAGGCUGGAACAGCAGAGGAAGGAAGGGCACUUCCCCGUGCCCCUGCUACCCGAGUACACACCAGGUGAGGACACACACACGUGAUUGAUAGCUGGAGUGUGAAAUCAGAAAUAUAUUUUGUAUUGAAAUUGUAUACUCUUGAAAUAUAAUAUAUAAUCUCAAUAUCAUAAUAGAAAUGUACUGGUUGAUACUUAACACACUCCGGUAACUAACCACUGCAUCUCUGUCUCUGUCCCCUCCAGGAGAUCUGUCUCAGAGUCUGUCUGCUAGCGUGGCCGAACGGGACCAUGUGAUCUGCCAGGACACCAUUUACAGCAGCACUAAUGUCAGCGAGGACGACUCCAAGGCUCUGAUCACAGAAGCACAUGCCCCAAAAGAAGGUGAGACCCCAGUCACUAUGAGACACCGAUUAGUAUCGCUCAUUAAAAUAGAGAAGACUCAGGGUCUGUCACACAUUAUAUAUUAUUACACAUAUAUUACACAUGUAAUAGAGACUGACUGUGGUCCUCCUGUGCCAGACGGCCAGACUUCCGUAUUUGAUAUACUUGGUAAUGUUAUGACCCAUUUCUCUAGCCUUUCAAUGUCACUCAUUAUUACCUAUAAACACAAAUGACCUUUGAACCCCAGGUUUUGUAAAUGGGAUCAAAUGUGGGUCAGAUAGUUACUGUAUGUCAAGUAAGGGAAAUGGUCUCGCUGUGUACUUUAUGAAAGUGCUUCAUGAAAUAUAGUCAAAAUAGUGCUCCAAAUAGCAGCAUGGGGUAGUUAGGGACUGGGACUGGCUCUGAGCAGUCUUAGAUGGAUUAGCUGGCUAGUGAAGGAGAGUCGCUGUAGUAUAGAACUACAUAAGCUCUGGUGGGCAUCAUGUGCUUUUCCUCCACUGCCAUGACACACACACACACACACAAACAAACUCUGUCACUUAUUAACACACAAACACACACAGACCAGUCUGCUUGUGGACAUAGAUCCACCCCGAACAGAUCCGUUCCCAAUUGAACACCCUUCCAACCCACCCCACUGGCGUUAUCAGAGACCAGUCUGGCGUUGCUAGGUCCUGGUUAAGAGGGAAGGCAGAUAAGGUGACUACGUCUGGAAUGGAAGUGGGUUUAUGGAGCAAAUAACUGGUUAACCCCAGCCAGCCCCAGCCCAGGCAGUGCGGUGACAUUUCUGCCCAGGGUUAUGUAAACCCAUCCUCCACUACUAUAAUCCAGCUUGUAUAACCCCCUAUUCGCUAGAUUUAUAUAAGACCUCUAUCGCCCUCCCCUCUCUUCCCCUCCGCCAUGCCACAUCUAAAGUCUAACAAACGUUACUUAUCACUUAAUAUAGAUGACGUGGAGAACCAUUUAGAAGAAAUGGAUUUUUUUUAUUACUUUUUUAAAUUUCGUUUGGCAAACAGAUUUUGACGUCGCUAUUUGAAACGAGGACAGGUCAGGUGGGAACUUUUUUUAAAGAUUUGUUUGCCUAAAGAUACUAAGACAAAUAUGAUGCCUGAAAACAUUGCAUUUAUUUUAUAGAAUUUGUGAAAACACCAAGCCAUGUUUUGGAGAAAUUGUGUAUUAUUGAAACUAAUAAAAUAUUUUAUUUAUUUGUAUGUUAGGCAGUAUUGUGUAACAUUAUCUAAGUUAUUGUUUUGAUCAAAAGGCACCAGCACAAUGCAAUGGAAACUGGGUAUUAUGUAGAUCAGGGAUGGGCAACUUUGAUGGGGGCGGGGGUCACAAAAAAAAACUGAACUCAUCGUGAGGGGCCGAAGUGGCUCACGAGCAAAACAUUUUAGCGGCACUUCUCCUGACAGGGAAGAUUUUUUUUUUAAAUACGUUUUACAGCUAAUUUCCUGCAAUUCUACACAUUUUGCCAUAGGGUGGAGGCAAAUGUUUGCAAUUUGUAAUAUAACUGAUGAUCAAUGGGCCCCACCCCGAUUGGUAAUUCGACCAUGCUUACUACAAGUUUAGAUAGCUGGCCGCAAGACUAACUUAACAAUCUAAUUUCGGAAUUGCACCUUGUGUAUUCUAUUAUUCUAACGCUCCACAGUAAGUUCAGACCCCGACUGAGUCCCCCCCCCCCCCAAAUAAUACAAAUUGGUCCGCGGGCCUACAAAAGGGGGCCGCCAGUUGCCCAUCCCUGAUGUAGAUAUAUAUGAAAUGUUUCUCCAUUUCCAUCUACAAUACUCUUCUAACAAAAACCUAUUUUCUUUUUCCUUUCUCAACCAUAGAUGUGAUCGAGCUGAGCUCCGACGAGGACGACGCCCUCCAGAUUAGCAGCGAGUCCACCAAUGAGGUGGAGAACCGGUCGGCGGCGACCGGCGCCCACACCAACGACGCUGUGAACCAACCGGACGCCCAGGGGCGUGUCUUGGUCAACCUGAACCACCCAGCCGAGGAGGCAGACCUGUUCCUCUCCUCUCACCUGGCCCGGGCCGUCAAACCUCACCAGGUACUGCUGACUCAGUCCAGACAUGGAUUCUCUUGUUAGCACAGGCAGCCUAGCAGUUUAUAUAGGGACAGUUUCCCUGAUCCAUAUUAAGCCUAAAAAGCACUUUCAAUGAAGAUUGUCUGUUUCUGGGAAACUCCAUAGAGCCCAUGGAGACGAACCAUUGGAUACAAUGCAGUCAAACAAAUUCAACAAUUAAGUAUUUUCAAUCUGCUAAUGAGUUGACUUGUAAUGAUCUCACUUCUGUCUCUCCCCCCUCCUGAUCUGUCAGAUCGGUGGGAUCCGGUUCCUCUAUGAUAACCUGAUUGAGUCUCUGGAGCGCUAUGGGAGCAGCAGUGGCUUUGGCUGUAUCCUGGCCCACAGCAUGGGCCUUGGCAAGACCCUGCAGGUCAUCUCCUUCAUAGACAUCGUGCUCAGACACACCCAGGCCCACACCGUGCUCGCCAUCGUGCCUGUGAGUGACUACCUGUACUCUGUUCUCUCUCUAAAUUCUGUAUUCUCUUUGUAAUCAAAAUCAAAUCACAUUUUAUUUGUCACAUGCUUAGUAAACAACAGGUGUAGACUAACAGUGAAAUGCUUACUUACAUACUGGAUGUAGCUUGUAGUCUCUUGUCUGCGAUAAUUUACUCUUCCUCUCUCUUUCUCUCUCUAUAGGUCAACACGUUACAGAACUGGCUGGCCGAAUUUAACCUCUGGCUCCCGACAUCUGAGGCGCUACCUGCGGACGUGGACCCGACCCAGGUCUCCCCGCGCACCUUCAAGGUCCACAUCCUGAACGACGAGCACAAGUGAGUUUCCCGUCCUUUCUGGGAACGGCGAUAUCCCACUCCCUCCUCUUUAAAAGCUGAAGCCUUUUAGGCUUGAUCAUGGUUUGUGUUUGUGAGGGACGAGAUGAUUCACUCCCACUCACAGCUCUCUCUCUGCUUCUGCUAAGUGUUCUGUAUCACACAACUGCCUAAGAUAUGUCUCUAGUACUCCACUGCUGUGUAUCAAGUGUGGCUUUCCAUCGCACACAGCUUUGCACACUACUGCUCUCCUGCAGACUUGUCAUAGCAGUUGACCCAGUGACCUAAUCGCUUCCUCUGCUCAAUCCCUCUCUUUUUCUCCCUUUCUUGCUGUUCCUCAUCCUGUCCUCUAUCAACCCCUCACCCUCCAUUGCUCCCUCCCUCUCUGUGAGGGAAGUGAAGCCAAGUCUUUGGCUGCUGGCUCUAUCAGUGUUUUCUGUGCUAAUAGUCUCUCUGUAAGCCUGGCUGCGCUCAUCAGACCAACCAGACAGUAUUGCAUACUACAGAGUUAUCAGUCAAUGCUCCCUACUGUACAUGGAACCAGGGAAACGUUUGUAAAAAAAAAUAUUUAUAAAUUAAUAAAUGCACAAACAUGACUCAUCUAUCGCCCAGGUGUGUUACUACUUGAAGUCUACUUAAAUGGCUGUGCUAUUAUGUGUGGAACAUUGUCGCUGAUGUGCUAUCGCUCUUUUCUCUCUCUACUCUCGUUCUCUCUCCUCUCUCUCUCUAUCUGUGCUCUGUCUCGCUCUCUUUCUUUCUGUGUGCGUUCUCUCUUCCUGUUUUCUCAGAACCAUGACCACUAGAGCGAAGGUGAUCUCUGACUGGUCGCGGGACGGCGGUGUGCUCCUGAUGGGAUAUGAGAUGUACCGCCUGCUGUCCCUGAAGAAGAGCUUUGUGGCGGGCCGGAAGAAGUCCAAGAAGGCCCAAGGACCGGUGGUCAUCGACCUGGAUGAAGAAGACCGGCAUCAGGAGCUCCUCAAAGGUCAGUAGGUCAAAGGUCAACUUGGAGUCAAUCAACACUUAUGUCAGUCAUGGUCUGCCCUUUUCAAACUUUUCAGACCAGAAGCUUAUGGCAGUUUUUCUUUCAUCAAAGCAAGUCCAUCUGCACACAAGGCUUUUGCUCGAUUAAUGGAUAACCCUUUGUUAGAACCCAUGUUACUGUAGAUAACUCUGUUAAUUAUUUUUCAUGUGCUCAAGUAUGUUUGUAUGAGUGCACAGGUUUCCAGUUACACAGUAGCUCCAUCACUUUAGUAUGACUCACAGCUGUCAUCAUGAGUGACUCCGAUAACAUGAGUCACUUAGAUGAAUUGAACAUAAAGUCAUUGCUUGGAUCGUACUCCUACAUACACAUCUUUAGGGCUACCAUUUUACCUGAAAUAGCUCUAACUUGACAUCCCCCUCUCUCUUCCUCUACCCUCCUAUAGGCAUAGAGAAGGCCCUGUCUCGCCCCGGCCCGGACGUGGUGAUCUGUGACGAGGGCCACCGCAUUAAGAACUGCCACGCCAGCACCUCACAGGCCCUGAAGAACAUCCAUACCCGGCGGCGAGUGGUCCUAACGGGCUACCCCCUCCAGAACAACCUGAUAGAGUACUGGUGUAUGGUGGACUUUGUCAGGCCUGAUUUCCUAGGUACCAGGCAGGAGUUCAGUAACAUGUUUGAGAGGCCCAUUCUGAACGGGCAGUGUGUGGACAGCACACCGCAGGACGUCCAACUGAUGAGAUACCGAAGUCAUGUCCUCCAUAGCCUGCUGGAGGGCUUUGUCCAGAGGUGAGACCAAGAGAUGGAGACCUCUGGCUUGGUGCAGCUGGUUAUAACCCACAUGAACUGAUGCUAGCACAGUAUCUCUUUUCUGGUAUACUUUAUAGGCCAGUUUCCCAGAUUAAGUCUAUUCCUGAACUAAAAAGCACUUUCAAUGGAGAUUCUAGUUGUAGUCUGAUAAUGGUUGUGUUUUUUCAUGAAUGUAGAGAUCUACAGAAUAUGGCGUAGAUAUUUGUGGUCUAACUCGGGUUGUGUUUGUUCCCAGGCGUGGUCAUGACGUGUUGAGAGACCAGCUCCCCUCCAAGGAUGAGCAUGUGAUACUGGUGCGACUGUCACCACUGCAGAGGGCCCUCUACACAGAGUUUAUGAACCGCUUCAGAGAGGCAGGCAACAGCGGCUGGCUCAGCCUCAACCCACUCAAGGCCUUCUGCGUCUGCUGCAAGGUGUGUGUGUGUGUGUGUGUGUGUCUGUUUCUGUUUUGGCAUGCACAGGAGUGAAAAAACGUUGUGAAGUACAUUUAUAUCAUAUGCUGUAUACAUGUCCGCAUUUCAUUCAGACGUCAUCCUAAUGUUGUAAUAAUGUUUGUCUGGACCAGAUCUGGAACCACACAGACGUGCUGUACGAGGCACUGCAGAAGGAGAAUCUGGCCAAUGAGCAGGACCUGGAACUGGAUGACAUCACCAACAGCCACGCCCGCUUCCCCGCCCCCAACCAGAAGGGCAAGACUCCGGAGGACCCCAACAGCAUCGGAGGGCUGAGUCUCAACGCUCUGCAGGAGAGGGCCAAUCAGGUCAUCACCUACGAAUGGGUACGCAGCCACACUUCACUGCCAAGCUUUUUGUUUUCCACUCAGGUUAAGUGGCAGUUGGUUGAGUCAUCGUGGAUUUAAGCUGGUUGGAAAACAAUUUGAGGACUGCUCAUUUAGAAUGGGUAUUGUCAUAGGUUUCAGUGAAAACAGGUUAUUACCUGUGCAUUACAAUUACACUGUACUGACUUAUCUCAUCAACCUCUCUCUCUCUCUCUUUUUUUCUCUCUCUCCAUUGCAGGCGAAGGAGAUCAUGUCUGACUAUAAGCCAGGGGUUUUGGAGAACUCUGCUAAGAUGGUCCUGCUGUUCCACCUGAUCGACGAGAGCGUCAGGAAGGGAGACAAGAUCCUGGUCUUCAGGUAGGCACAGAAAUAAGACCUCACGUUUUACUGUUCUGUUUACUGUUUUCAGCUAAAGUUUUUACACGUUUUUCUUUCAGCCCUUUUAAAACAACUGUUGCAAUGUAACGUAGUCUUGAAGAUGAAGACUCAAAAGCAUAUACAAUACCAGUCAAAAGUUUGGACACACCUACUCAUUCCAGGGUUUUUCUUUAUUUGUACUAUUUUCUACAUUGUAGAAUACUAGUGAAGACAUCAGAAUUAAUGAAAUAACACAUGGAAUCAUGUAGUAACCAAAAAAGUGUUAAACAAAUCAAAAUAUAUUUUAUCUUUGAGAUCCUUCAAAGUAGCCACCCUUUGCCUUUGACAGCUUUGCACACUCUUGGCAUUUUCUCAACAAGCUUCGGGAGGUAGUCACCUGGAAUGCAUUUCAAUUAACUGGUGUACCUUGUUAAAAGUUAAUUUGUGGGAUUUCUUUCCUUAAUGCAUUUGAGCCAAUCAGUUGUGUUGUGACAAGGUUGGGUUGGUAUACAGUAGAUGGCCCUAUUUGGUAAAAGACCAAGUCCAUAUUAUGGCAAGAACAGCUCAAAUAUAAGCAAAGAGAAACGACAGUCCAUCAUUACUUUAAGACUUGAAAGUCAGUCAAUCCGGAAAAUGUCAAGAACUUUUAAAGUUUCUUCAAGUGCAGUCGCAAAAACCAUGAAGCGCUAUGAUGAAACUGGCUCUCAUGACGACCGCCACAGGAAAGGAAGACCCAGAGUUACCUCUGCUGCAGAGGAUAAGUUCAUUAGAUUUAAUUGCAACUCAGAUUGCAGCCCAAAUAAAUGCUUCACAGAUUUCAAGUAAAAGACACAUCUCAACAUCAACUGUUCAGAGGAGACUGCGUGAAUCAGGCCUUAAUGGUCGAAUUGCUGCAAAGAAACCACUAAUAAAGGACACCAAUAAGAAGAAGAGACUUGCUUGGCCCAAGAAUCACGAGCAAUGGACAUUAGACCGGUGGAAAUCUGUCCUUUGGUCUGAGUCCGCCGUGUCUUUGUGAGACGCAGAGUAGGUGAACGAUCUCUGCAUGUGUAGUUCCCACCGUGAAGAAUGGAGGAGGAGGUGUGGUGGUGCUUUGCUGGUGACUGUCUGUGAUUUAUUUAGAAUUCAAGGCACACUUAACCAGCAUGGCUACCACAGCAUUCUGCAGCGAUACUCCAUCCCAUCUGGUUUGCGCUUAGUGGGACUAUCAUUUGUUUUUCAACAGGACAAUGACCCAAAACACACCUCCUGGCUGUGUAAGGGCUAUUUGACCAAGAAGGAGAGUGAUGGAGUGCUGCAUCAGGUGACCUGGUCUCCACAAUCACCUGACCUCAACCCAAUUGAGAUGGUUUGGGAUGAGUUGGACCGCAGAGUGAAGGAAAAGCUGCCAACAAGUGCUCAGCAUAUGUGGGAACUCCUUCAAGACUGUUGGAAAAACAUUCCAGGUGAAGCUGGUUGAGAGAAUGCCAAGAGUGUGCAAUGCUAUCAAGGUAAAGGGUGGCUACUUUGAAGAAUCUCAAAUAUAAAAUAUAUUUUGAUUUGUUAAACUUUUUUUGGUUACUACAUGAUUCCAUAUGUGUUAUUUCAUAGUUUUGAUGUCUUUACUAUUAUUUAACAAUGUAGAAAAUAGUAAAAAUAAAGAAAACCCUUGAAUGAGUAGGUGUGUCCAAACUUUUGAAUGGUACUGUAUAGAUGGAAAAACCUAUUCUCAAAUGGUUGAAUUAGUUCGACUCUAAUUUCCAAGGACCCCUCCUCACCGUAUCACCCUCUCCACUGUGUUUCCUGCAGCCAGAGUUUGUCCACCCUCUCGGUCAUUGAGGAGUUCCUGGCCAAGAGGCCCAUACCGGCGGGCAGCGCCAGAGACGGCCACAACCAAAACUGGCUCCGCAAUCACAACUACUACAGUAUGUUUUAUUUGUGCUUCCCAUAACUGUGUUUUUGUAUUUUUAAAAAUAUGUACAGUGGGGCAAAAAAGUAUUUAGUCAGCCACCAAUUGUGCAAAUUCUCCCACUUAAAAAGAUGAGAGAGGCCUGUAAUUUUCAUCAUAGGUACACGUCAACUAUGAAAGACAAAAUGAGAAAAAAAAAUCCAGAAAAUCACAUUAUAGGAUUUUUAAUGAAUUUAUUUGCAAAUUAUGGUGGAAAAUAAGUAUUUGGUCAAUAACAAAAGUUUUGUCAAUACUUUGUUAAAUACCCUUUGUUGGCAAUGACACAGGUCAAACGUUUUCUGUAAGUCUUCACAAGGUUUUCACACACUGUUGCUGGUAUUUUGGCCCAUUCCUCCAUGCAGAUCUCCUCUAGAGCAGUGAUGUUUUGGGGCUGUCGCUGGGCAACACGGACUUUCAACUCCCUCCAAAGAUUUUCUAUGGGGUUGAGAUCUGGAGACUGGCUAGGCCACUCCAGGACCUUGAAAUGCUUCUUACGAAGCCACUCCUUCGUUGCCCGGGCGGUGUGUUUGGGAUCAUUGUCAUGCUGAAAGACCCAGCCACGUUUCAUCUUCAAUGCCCUUGCUGAUGGAAGGAGGUUUUCACUCAAAAUCUCACGAUACAUGGCCCCAUUCAUUCUUUCCUUUACACGGAUCAGUCGUCCUGGUCCCUUUGCAGAAAAACAGCCCCAAAGCAUGAUGUUUCCACCCCCAUGCUUCACAGUAGGUAUGGUGUUCUUUGGAUGCAACUCAGCAUUCUUUGUCCUCCAAACACGACGAGUUGAGUUUUUACCAAAAAGUUAUAUUUUGGUUUCAUCUGACCAUAUGACAUUCUCCCAAUCCUCUUCUGGAUCAUCCAAAUGCACUCUAGCAAACUUCAGACGGGCCUGGACAUGUACUAGCUUAAGCAGGGGGACACGUCUUGCACUGCAGGAUUUGAGUCCCUGGCAGCGUAGUGUGUUACUGAUGGUAGGCUUUGUUACUUUGGUCCCAGCUCUCUGCAGGUCAUUCACUAGGUCCCCCCGUGUGGUUCUGUGAUCAAUUUGACCCCACGGGGUGAGAUCUUGUGUGCAGCCCCAGAUCGAGGGAGAUUAUCAGUGGUCUUGUAUGUCUUCCAUUUCCUAAUAAUUGCUCCCACAGUUGAUUUCUUUAAACCAUGCUGCUUACCUAUUGCAGAUUCAGUCUUCCCAGCCUGGUGCAGGUCUACAAUUUUGUUUCUGGUGUCCUUUGACAGCUCUUUGGUCUUGGCCAUAGUGGAGUUUGGAGUUUGACUGUUUGAGGUUGUGGACAGGUGUCUUUUAUACUGAUAACAAGUUCAAACAAGUGCCAUUAAUACAGGUAACGAGUGGAGGACAGAGGAGCCUCUUAAAGAAGAAGUUACAGGUCUGUGAGAGCCAGAAAUCUUGCUUGUUUGUAGGUGACCAAAUACUUAUUUUCCACCAUAAUUUGCAAAUAAAUUCAUAAAGAAAUCCUACAAUGUGAUUUUCUGGAUUUUGUUUUCUCAAUUUGUCUGUCAUAGUUGACGUGUACCUAUGAUGAAAAUUACAGGCCCUCUCAUCUUUUUAAGUGGGAGAACUUGCACAUUGGUUUCUGACUAAAUACUUUUCCCCCCACUGUGUGUAUGUAGAGAGAGAGAGAAGAAGAGAGAGAGAGAAGAUCGAGAUCGCGAGCAGAUAGAUAGAGCUAGAGCAGAGAGAGAGAGCGCUAGAGAGAGAUGAUCUCUCUCUCUCGCUCGAAUCUCUCUACGAUCUCUCUAGCUAGAGAGCAUCGACUAGACGCUCUCCGAUCUCUCUCCUCUCUCUCUCUCUCUCAUCUCUCUCUCUCUCUCUCUUCUCUGCUCGCUCUCUCGCUUCCUCUCUCUCUCUCUCGCUCUCUCUACUCUCUCUCUCUCUCUCGCUCGCUCUCUCCUUCCUCUCUCCUCUCUCUCUCUCUCUCUCUCCUCUCUCUCUCUCUCUCUCUCUCUCUUCUCCUCGCUCUUCUCUCUCUCUCUCUCGUCUCUCUCGCCUACUCUCUCUCCCUCUCUCUCUCUCUUCUGCUCCUCGAUCUCUCUCUAUAUACCUUUCUCUCUUCUCUCUCUCUUCUCUCUCCUCCCUGCUCUCUUCUCUUCUCCUCUCUCUCGUCUCUCUCUCUCUCUCUCUCGAGAGAGAAUACACACAGUGCAUUCGGAAGGUAUUCAGAUCCCUUCACUUUUUCCACAUUUUGUUACGUUACAACCCCAUAAUGACAGUGAUUUUUGCCAUUCUUAUUAAAAAUAAAAAACCUUAUUUACAUAAGUAUUCAGAAGUAUUCAGACCCUUUGCUAUGAGAUUCCAAAUUGAGCUCAGGUGCCUCCUGUUUCCUUUGGUCAUCCUUGAUGUUUCUAUAACUUGAUUGGAGACCACCUGUGGUAAAUUCAAUUGAGUGGACAUGAUUUGGAAAGGCAGACACCUGUCUAUAUAAAGUCCCACAGUUGUCAGUGCAUGUCAGAGCAAAAUCCAAGCCUUGAGGUCAAAUGAGUUGUCUGUAGAGCUCCGAGACAGGAUUGUGUCGUGGCACAGAUCUGGGGAAGGGUACCAAAACAUUUCUGCAGCAUUGAAGGUCCCCAAGAACACUGUGGCCUCCAUCAUUCUUAAAUGGAAGCAGUUUGGGACCACCAAGACUCUUCCUAGAUCUGGCCGCCCGGCCAAACUGAGCAAUCAGGGAGAAGGGCCUUGGUCAGGGAGGUGACCAAGAACACGAUGGUCACUCUGACAGAGCUCCAGAGUUCUUCUGUGGAGAUGGGAGAACUUUCCUGAAGGACAACCAUCUCUGCAGCACUCCACCAAUCAGGCUUUUAUGGUAGAGUUCUCAGACGGAAGCCACUCCUCAGUAAAAGGCACAUGACAGCCCGCUUGGAGUUUGCCGAAAGGCACCUAAAGGACUCUCGGACCAUGAGCAACAAGAAUAUCUGGUCUGAUGAAACCAAGAUUGAACUCUUCAACCUGAAUGCCAAGCAUCACGUCUGGAGGAAACCAGGCACUGCUCAUCACCUGGCCAAUACAAUCACUACGGUGAAGCAUGGUGGUGGCAGCAUCAUCCUGUGGGGAUGUUUUUCAGCGGCAGGGACUGGGAGACUAGUCAGAAUCAAGGGAAAGAUGAACGGAGGAAAGUACUGAAAGAUCCUUGAAGAAAACCUGCUCCAGGGUGCUGAGAACCUCAGACUGGGGCAAAGAUUCACCUUCCAACAGGACAACAACACUAAGUACACAGCCAAGACAACGCAGGAGUGGCUUCGGGGCAAGUCUGAUGUCCUUGAGUGGCCCAACCAGAGCCCAGACUUGAACCCAAGCCUGGUGGUAGCUCAAUUGGUAGAGCAUGGUGCUUGUAACACCAGGGUAGUGGGUUCGAUCCCCGGGCCACCCAUACGUAAAAAUGUAUGCGCACAUGACUGUAAGUCGCUUUGGAUAAAAGUGUCUGCUAAAUGGCAUAUUAUAUUAUAAACCGAUCGAACCCGAUCUCUGGCGAGACCUGGAAAUAGCUGUGCAGCGACGCUCCCCAUCUAAUCUGACAGAGCUUGAGAGGAUCUGCAGAGAAGAAUGAGAGAAACUCCCCAAAUACAGGUGUGCAAAACUUUUAGCAUCAUACCUAAGAAGACUUGAGGCUGUAAACGCUGUCAAAUGUGCUUCAGCAAAGUACUGAGUAAAGGGUCUGAAUACUUAUGUAAAUGUGAUAUUUCAGUUUUUUAACAUUUGCAAACAUUUCUAAAAACCUUUUUUUGCUUUGUCAUUAUGGGGUAUUGACAUCCACCGCUGUCACCACUUGUCUCUGACUCCAUUUAUCCAGUGAUAUAUUUUACUGUAGCUAUACGAACUGUCAUUCAGCCUCUCCAAACCCAUGCUGCAACUUUUCCCAUUGACUUACAUUGGCUAUCGCCACCUGCUGGUGAUCUUGAUAUCUCUCCAUUGUUCUUGGUUCUGUGUGUUGGAGACAGGGAUUGACUCUUUCUAUGGUUCCUUUCUUUAGGACUGGAUGGGAGCACGUCUGCCUCAGAGAGAGAGAGACUCAUCAACCAGUUCAACGACCCAUCCAACACCUCCACCUUGGUCUUUCUGCUGUCCACCAGGUAAUAGACCUUCUCAGGAACACACUGGUAGAAAUAAUUAUAAUGUGUUUAUAAUCAUACUUCUGUAUAGUCACACUUGUAACCCACACUUGUUACAAACACUAUCCCUCAUUCACACUCUCUCCCACACACGUGCACAGUCCUACACACACAAACACACAUACACCUCAGGUCAGUGACGUGUGCGUCUCCCCGUCCCCAGGGCUGGCUGUCUGGGGGUGAACCUGAUCGGGGCUAACCGCGUGGUGGUUUUCGAUGCCUCCUGGAACCCCUGUCACGACGCCCAGGCCGUGUGUAGAGUGUACCGCUACGGCCAGAAGAAACCCUGCCACAUCUACCGCCUGGUCUGUGACUUCACCCUGGAGAAGAAAAUCUAUGACCGACAGAUCUCCAAGCAGGGCAUGUCUGGUAAGUAACCAGCUAACCAAAAAAACACAUAGAAUGGAAUAGAAUAGAUGCUGACUACACUACCGGUCAAAAGUUUUAGAACACCUACUCAUUCAAGUUUUUAUUUUUAUUUUAACUAUUUUCUACAUUGUAGAAUAAUAGUGAAGACAUCAAAACUAUGAAAUAACACAUCUGGAAUCAUGAAGUAACCAAAAAAGUGUUAAACAAAUCAAAAUAUUUUUGAGAUUCUUCAAAUAGCCACCCUUUGCCUUGAUGACAGCUUUGCACACUCUUGGCAUUCUCUCAAACAGCUUCAUGAAGUAGUCACCUGGAAUGCAUUUCAAUUAACAGGUGUGCCUUCUUAAAAGUUAAUUUGUGGGAUUCCUUUCCUUCUUAAUGCGUUUGAGCCAAUCAGUUGUGUUGUGACAAGGUAGGUGGGGUAUACAGAAGAUAGCCCUAUUUGGUAAAAGACCAAGUCCAUAUUAUGGCAAGAACUGCUCAAAUAAGCAAAGAGAAAUGACAGUCCAUCAUUACUGUAAGACAUGAAGGUCAGUCAAUCUGGAAAUUUUCAAGAACUUUGAUGGUUUGGGAUGAGUCGGACAGCAGAGUGAAGGAAAAGCAGCCAACAAUUGCUCAGCAUAUUUGGGAACUCCUUCAAGACUGUUGGAAAAGCAUUCCAGGUGAAGCUGGUUGAGAGAAUGCCAAGAGUGUGCAAAGCUAUCGUCAAGGCAAAGGGUGGCUAUUUGAAGAAUCUCAAAUAUAAAAUAUAAUUUGAUUUGUUUAACACUUUUUUUUUGGUUACUACAUGAUUCCAUAUGUGUUAUUUCAAAAUGUUGAAAUCCUCACUAUUAUUCGGCAAUGUAGAAAAUAGUAAAAAUAAAGAAAACCCUUGAAUGAGUAGGUGUCCUAAAACUUUUGACAAGUAGUGUACAUAGACUACACACUGGCCUACCAAGACACCUCUGCUUCCUCCAGCCAAGUCUACUAGGCCUACUAUUACAUGAACUUCUGCUAUCAGUACUGCAGAGUCUACACUUACCCCAAGCCUCCCCUGCUAAGUGCACUUCAUCUGGCCAGUCCACUUCACUAGCAUGCUAAACAGUGUGUGCUGUGAAGUACAGCAGUCCUCUGAGCUCUGUCAGACUCUGUGAAGUCAGACUCCUCUCAGGCUAAGUGCACUCCAUGCAUCCCUACUCGUGCACCACUGCCAAAGUGCUUUGACAUAGUUUGCCAUUGUUUUUUUAACACAUUACAUCGGUCCGCUCCAAUUUCAGCUAUGCUGUGUACACAAAAAGAGAAGGCCCACACUCUUAGAAUUUAGUUGAAAAAUAACAUCAGAUUUAUUCCAUUUUAUACAUGGCCAGGGUUUGCUAUAUGCCACGUUUCAUGUCACACGCAGAUACCUUUUCAUUUUAGCUGUUGAUGGCCCUAUACACACAGGGAUGGUUUAAAGGCACACAAUCUUCUCCUCUGUAUUUGUGUAGUAGACUAACUCCUUCUCUUCCUUCAAUCCCUCUCUCUUCUCUGCAGACCGAGUGGUAGAUGACCUGAACCCGAUGCUGUCGUUCACGCGGAGGGAGGUGGAGUCUCUGCUGCACUUUGUCGAGGAGGAGCCUGACGUGUCACAGGUGCAGCUGCAGCCCCACCAGGAGAUGGAGGCGAGCAUCAGACAGGCCUGCCAGCUCUACCCUCACUUAGUCACCAAGGUAACAGAUCACCUAUAUACACAUCUAGGCCUGCCAGCUCUACCCUCACCUCUUCCCCAAGGUUAGAACUACACUGGAUAUAUAUCUGGGUCGUUCCACAAAAUGAGUCCCUUUUUGAUAUUUUAAGUAAAUAUUGUGCACCGAUAUUGAAUUUUAAAAGCCUGUUUUUAUUCUGCAUUUUGACAUGUCCCUCUGUGCACUCUGACUUCUAGGACGAUUUGAAUCCACUUAACCCCAGCAUUGUAAAGCCCUAGUUAUUUUGUUGCUUUGACAAAGUCAUUUCUGAAGAUUAUCAUUUAUUUCAUGCGAUUAGUCAUUCAUUUUAAGGUCAACCCUGUUACUUGAACUGAACUCCUCUCAUUUGAAUAUGGUGAAACUAUUCCUUUAAAAAAAAAAACAUUGAACAUCUAAUAGUCAAAUCAUAGUGUAAAAGCAGGUGAGCUGGUUCUACUCUUUUUGGCCAUUUUCUGGUGUUUUGUGCUGGAAAACUGAGUGGGUCGAGCAUCACACCUUGUUACCCAUACAGGCUAGAAUUGUUUUAAAUAAAUGUGCUAUUUUUUUGUGAAGCUUGCAUUCAAUCGCCCCUCCCUGUUGCACACAAUAAGCUUUCUUUCCCCUUGUCACAAGGAGAUUCAUGGCUAAUUUAAGAUGAAAUCGUCAACCCUGUUACGUUAUUUCGUACUUAAUAGGCACUUACUAUAGUCAUUUGUUAAUUUAACCUCUUGAGAUGGGAAAACAUAAGUUGAACAUGUGCUCUUCAUGACAUAAUGUUAAAAUGGGCCAAAUUAAACUACCCAAAAGGGACUCAUUUCAUCACCAAGGUAAGCUAGGUGGUAAGCUAGGUACUACCCUCAUCACCAAGGUAUAUACAUAUCUAUAAACACCAUACUGUAUUAUACACCCACAUCUGGUCACCAAGGUUAGAACUACACUAGAUUUCACUAUUUCAUAUGGGAAGGGUUUGGUGCCCAACUUUUCAAUAACUUCUGUAUUAUUUACACUGAGCGUACAUGACAUAGACUGACCAGGUGAAAGCUAUGAUCCCUUAUUGAUGUCACCUGUUAAAUCCAAUUCGAUAAGUGUAGAUGAAGGGGACGGGUUAAAGAAGGAUUUUUAAGCCUUGAGACAAUUGAGACAAGGAUUGUGUAUGUGUGCCAUUCAGAGGGUGAAUGAGCAAGACAAAAUAUUUAAGUGCCUUUGAACGGGGUAUGGUAGUAGGUGCCAGGCGCACUGGUUUGAGGGUCUCAAGAACUGCAACGCUGCUGGGUUUUUCAUGCUCAACAGUUUCCCGUGUGUAUCAAGAAUGGUCCACCACCCAAAGGACAUCCAGCCAACUUGACACAACUCUGGGAAGCAUUGGAGCCUGCAUCCCUGUGGAACGCUUUUGACACUUUGUAGAAUCCAUGCCCCGACGAAUUGAGGCUGUUCUGUGGACAAAGGGGGGUGCAACUCAAUAUUAGGAAGGUGUUCCUAAUGUUUUGUACACUCAGGGUAUAAUUUUACUUAGAGAGACAUUUUACUCAAACUACUCUCCAUGUCUGUCUCUCUAGCAACCCUUCCACCACGAGUCUCUCCUGAUUGACCGGCAGGAGAUGAAGCUCACCAAAGCCGAGAAGAAGGCUGCCAAAAAGAGCUACGAGGACGAGAAGCGUGCGUCGGUGCCCUACACGCGCCCCUCUUACGCCCACUAUUACCCAGCCAGCGACCAGAGCCUCACCAACAUCCCUGCCUUCAGCCAGCGAAACUGGUGAGAUGGUCCCCAAAAACAGACUUAGUUCCUGUUUUCACCAGAUCAAUCUAUUUUCUUAGUAACAUACUGGACAAUAUUACAAUUGCAUACAGUCAAUGUGAUACCACGUUUUUUAAUUAUUUUAAACUGUUGAUAGAAUCUUUAACCCUCCACUGUCAAUUUGGACUGCCAAUUCGCCACCCUCUCAUCUUUCCUUUCCCUUGCCCCCCUUUCAGGCGCCCACCCCCUCGCCAAGAUGAGAAGCCGGUGGCCAGCGACCGCCCCGUUCAGUCAACUCCAGUUCCCAUGAUGCCUCGCCAGGCAUCUCAUGCCUCCACCCCCACAGCAGACUCUGACUCCAGCUCAGGCUUUCCCGUCAACUACCUGCAGAAGGCAGGCGUCUUCGUCCAGAAGAUAGUCACCACCACAGAUAUCGUGAUACCUGGAAGCAACAGUUCAACUGAUGUCAAGGCCAGGAUCAGUGCAGGAGAGAGCAUCCACGUCAUCAGAGGAACCAAAGGGAACCUACAUCAGGACCUGUGACGGGAGGAUCUUUGCCAUCCGCGCUGCAAGCAAGCUCAAGGCAGGGGAGGAGAACUCAGCCGUUGCACCCAAAGGUAACAGUCCCAACUCAACCCGUAGUCAAUUUAAGUUCAACUCAUUUUGGUCCAUAUGGAUCUGUUUUUAUCCAGUGCUGAUGGUUUCUGUUAGUCUAGACCAGAGAGCAGUAUCUAACCCGUCUGUCUCUCCUCCCCUCCCUCAGACACCCAGAAGGCAUCGGAGGAGGCCUCGACGAACGGCACCAGCGGCUGUGUGACUCGCCCGCUCUCCCCCGACAGCCCUGAGAUCCUGAGCGAGCUCCAGAGGUACACAGCUGCAGCCGGAAACAAGAUCCAGCAGCAGCAGGCCUCCAAGGCUCCGUCUGCAGGAGUCUUGGAGACAGCGCUGGCAGAGAGCACCAAUGGCAGCAGCAUGACCAGCCAUGCCAAGCCCUGGAGACACACCACGGCCCAGCCAAACACAGACUCCACGGCCGCCCUGGACCUGAAGGCCACCAAGCGCAAAGCCUCCACCCCGUCUGCCGAUGAAUGGGCCAACAACAAGCAGCUGGCCCCCGGCAAGUGCACCUCGGCCCCAUUGCCCCCCCAGGCCUUACCCUUCGCAGGGGGCUAUGGCUUCCCGCCCAUGGGCCUCAACCCAGCCAUGAUGGGUUCCAUUGAGCAGCCCCUUUUCAUGGGGGCCGGCUCACCCUACUUCCAGCCCCACAGCCAGCUGGGUGACCCAUGUCUCAUGUUCCCCAUGACCUCUGACCCCUUCGGCCUGGGGGACGGCACCCUACCUAGCUCCUCCUCCAGGUCUUCCUCCUCCACCACUACCAGCUCCUUCUCGGCCUCCUCUGACUCUGCCUCCCUGGCUCCCUUCAUGCUGGGUGCUGGUAUGGCUGGCAUGCUGCCCCCAGGCUUCCCCAUGUCCUACGGCCAGUCCGUGGGUAUGUACCCUAGCUCGCUGCUCCCAGGGGGGCUCCCGGCUGCCACCCCAGGCCCUGCUGGCUCCAGCUUUCUCUCCCACUUCCCCUCCUCCGGCCUUAUGGGGGCGGGGCUGGGUCGCUCUGACACCCACGGCUCAGCAGAGAACGCCGGUAGCAGCUCAGACAGCAAAAACGACGAUGAUGAUGUCAUUGAGGUGAUGGAACAA